Molecule: messenger RNA, 648 nt
Organism: Pteronotus mesoamericanus
Lineage: Eukaryota; Metazoa; Chordata; Mammalia; Chiroptera; Mormoopidae
Product: putative tripartite motif-containing protein 61
Biological process (GO): protein ubiquitination
Cellular component (GO): cytoplasm
Molecular function (GO): zinc ion binding; ubiquitin protein ligase activity
Source: RefSeq, a predicted model, not a curated record
AUGGCCUUUGCAGCCUCCCUCGUUGAGCUCCAAGCAGAGGCCAGCUGCCCCAUCUGCCUGGAUUACCUGAGAGACCCAGUGACCAUUGAGUGUGGACACAAUCUCUGUUGCUCCUGCAUCGACCAGCGCUGGGAAGAUCUCAAGGACAUUUUUCCCUGUCCUGUCUGCCUGCACCACUGCUGUGAAAGGAACUUCAGGAGGAACACUCAAUUGUGUCACAUAACUGAUAUUCUUAAGCAGAUUCCCACCACAGGGAGCCAGAGGGAAUUGAAGGAGGAAAAACCCCUGUGUGUGAAGCACCAUGAGGUUCUGACCCUGUUCUGUGAGGAGGACCUGGAGCUGUUGUGUCCCCAGUGCAGGGUCUCGUCAGACUACCAGGAUCGGUCCCUGCUACCCAUUGAGGAAGCUGCUGCUGGUAACAGGAGGAAGCUCAAAAGGUAUGUUGAGCGCUUGAGUGUGGAGAUUAAAGAUGCAGAAAUGGGAUAUGAUUAUCAAGCUGCAAAAGCUUUGCAAGUGAUGAGGAAGAUGGAAUAUUGGAAGAGAGAAUUACGCUAUGAAUGUAAGGAACUUAAGGGUUCCUUGGAAACAGAGCAAGAUGAACUUAAUUCCAUUUACUUAUGGAAGAGAAGGACAUAGAAGGAAAACUAA